AUGUUGAAGACAUUCCGCAAAUCCAAGCGGCUGUCCAACUCACUGAAUUCUUCCAAACACUCAAUCUCACGUGUGACUUCAACUCAGUACACAACCGACGAGUUGGACCUGGUGUUGAAAUCUCCCAAGAAGGUCAUCAAAGCAUUAUAUGACUACCUGCCCCAGGGUCCAGGUGAGCUCCGUUUCAACAAAGGCGACUUCUUCCAUGUUCUUGGUGAUGUUGAGACCGAAACAGAAGGUGAGGGCUGGUACGAUGCCACGAAUCCAGCCACUCAGCAACGAGGAAUGGUUCCAAUGUCUCACUUUGAGGUUUUCAACCGUACAAGGCCUGCCAACCCAGACCCUGGUCACAGCAUCGAGCAGAGUAAUCCAAUUAACGCCAAGUUACACCAUGUAGCGGCAGCUGGAGGCAAACAAUCCAACCAAACUCUUUAUGGAGUAACAUUGUAUGACUUCAAGGCUGAACGUGAAGAUGAGUUGGACAUUGUUCCUGGAGAGAAUUUGGUCAUCUGCGCCCACCAUGACUACGAGUGGUUUAUUGCCAAGCCAAUCACUCGUUUAGGUGGUCCUGGCCUAGUGCCUGCGCUGUAUGUUAAGAUCAUCGACAUGAUGCUGACUUCUCGUAACCUACAACCGGAUGACGAUGUUGUGUCGGUGAUCAAUCACUUCAAGAUUCCCACCGUCGAGGAAUGGAAAGAUCAGACUGCAAAGUACCAAGCACUGACUAUCCCAUUGGGCCACAUAUCCAACUCUUCCACCGCAGUAAUGUCUUCAAAUUCACAAUACUUUCAGAAAGAUACGCUGGGCUCCAACCGCUCACUGUUAACGCUGACUCGUACCACCAUUGUGGAGGCUUCAGUGGACUCCUACCACUUGGAGCAUGGCCGCUAUCAAUACUUGGUGACGGCAAGGCUCUCCAACGGAAAAACUCGCUACUUGUAUCGGUUCUACCAGGACUUCUACGACUUGCAGGUCAGGCUACUCGAGCUCUUCCCCUACGAGGCCGGAAAAAUCGAGAACUCCCGCCGUAUUAUCCCAUCUAUUCCUGGUCCUCUCAUCAAUGUCAAUGAUUCAAUUUCUAAAUUGCGCAGAGAGAAGUUGGACUACUACUUGCGCAACUUAAUUGCCUUGCCGCUGCAUAUUUCGCGCUGUGAAGACGUAUUGGCAUUAUUUGAGGUUAUCAAUAACGGCUUUGAUAAGGAAGUCACUGAUAAUAAGGCUGACCGCUCUUCCAAGCCAAUUAAGCAGCAGUCGAACUCUCAGCAGGACAGACUCUCACAAUACUCCAACAUGGCUCGCCAAGGUACCUCUACCCCACCGCUGCUGGAUUCUCCUUUGCAGAGAUCUACGUCAUCCUCUUCCACCAACUUGCUACACCAGACUGCCCCAGAGAAGCUGGCGAAAGUGAAGGUCAAGUUCUACUACGAAGACGACAUAUUUGUGUUGCUCCUUCCUGUUAACUUGCGUCUCCAAGACUUGAAGACAAAAUUGGUACGUCGGCUUGGCCUUGAGUCCGAGGAAGGAAAUGGUUCCGUUUACUUGUUCCUCAAACAUGACUAUGACGAGUUCAUGGACAACAAUAAUGCCACAUCAGAAGUGCUUGCGCCUGAGUUACGAGAAAGACUCUUCACAUUGGAGAUUGAUGACGACACAAAGUUCCAUGGCCUCUUGUAUGAUAAGUGUAAGGUUGUGAUUUUGUCUGGGUGA
This is a messenger RNA of Sungouiella intermedia, 1707 nucleotides long. NCBI's taxonomy places the organism in Eukaryota, Fungi, Ascomycota, Pichiomycetes, Serinales, Metschnikowiaceae. The record is from the annotation of a GenBank genome assembly.